This is a messenger RNA of Portunus trituberculatus (swimming crab), 3729 nucleotides long. It is a transcript of the gene FIG4, whose product is annotated as polyphosphoinositide phosphatase-like. Gene Ontology annotation, molecular function: phosphatidylinositol-3,5-bisphosphate 5-phosphatase activity. The transcript has 22 exons. Gene Ontology annotation, cellular component: intracellular membrane-bounded organelle. Lineage: Eukaryota; Metazoa; Arthropoda; Malacostraca; Decapoda; Portunidae. Gene Ontology annotation, biological process: phosphatidylinositol dephosphorylation. The record is from RefSeq and is a predicted model, not a curated record. The coding region runs from base 294 to 3182 and encodes 962 amino acids.
UGAUUAGAGAAAGAAUAAUGAUAAAAGAAUGAUAAUAAAUACAAGGAAAUAGUAGAAUUAUAUUAGUGUUUUAGGCAUAUAGAUGGGACGAGCAAUAAAGGUGACAGUCGAGAGUUUUUGGCACUCAGCUGUAUACAGUAAACAAGGGAACAGCUGAUGAGGCGGCGGGCGGUGCAGUCAGCCUUCACUACCCCCGUGGCCCUCACCUAUCUUAACACCGCCUGCUUGUUGUCCCCAUUGAUAAUCCUGCGUUGCUACUAAACCCCCUUGAAGAAUUCAUCAUCAUAGCCAAAAUGGAGAAGCCACCAAACAUUCAGUUCUUCCCAAUCAUAAAUGGGUUGCAGAAGAUGGCUCUGUAUGAGACCAAGGCACGGCUGUACCUCAUUGGCUCCAACAACACACAAACUAAGUUCAGGGUUUUGAAGAUUGACCGCACGGAACCUUAUGAACUCAGCAUUACAGAUGACAAGGUUGAAUAUAGCCAGCGCCAGAUCAAGGAGUUGUUGUCAAUGAUUAACGAAGGCAACAGGUCUCAGUCAGGCCAGCGACAGGCUACCGGGUUGUCCCGCACUGUAUCAGCGUUUGGAAUCGUGGGGUUUGUGAGGUUCCUGGAAGGUCACUACAUUGUCCUAGUGACCAAACGACGCAAGGUGGCGAUGAUUGGCCUGCACACCAUAUACAAGGUUGAAGACACCACCAUGAUAUACAUUCCUCACGAGUCUGUCCGCAAGCCACACGACGAUGAGCCCAAGUAUGUCCGCCUCUUCCAGAACAUUGACCUCUCCUCAAAUUUUUACUUCAGCUACAGUUAUGACCUGACCCACAGCCUGCAGUACAACAUGGCACCACCCAGAGAUGUGCCCUUGGAGAUCCUGACAACUUUCAAGCCACCCAAGGCACAAGCAUUGACUGCAGUGGAGAAGGCUGAAAAUUUCCUGAACCUGUCGGUGGGCUCCAGUGAUGAGGGAACCAGGAAAUCCAGGUCACAUUCCAAGACUUCCUGUGAGAGCAAUGAUUCUACAGGUCCCAAUGGUGAGUCCAUAGAGGCUGACGGCACCACCCCUUCCCCUCCACUCAACACAGAGCAGUCCCGCCGCCCUACACUUUAUUAUGGCAUUCGCAACAAACCCAAAAGUAAAUAUGUGUGGAAUUCCUACCUCCUGCAGCCAGUUGAGAACCUCCUGCACCCCGCCUGGAUCCUUCCCAUCACCCACGGCUUCAUAAGUCAGAACAACAUCUCAGUGUACGGGCGGUCCUUCUUCCUGACCCUGAUAGCGAGGCGGUCCUGUCGCUAUGCUGGCACUAGGUUCCUGAAGCGCGGUGCCAACCAUGAGGGUGAUGUGGCCAACGAGGUGGAGACAGAGCAGCUACUGUAUGACGCCCACGUGUCCUCCCUCCACUCUGGCCGGUUCACCUCCUUUGUGCAGAUUCGUGGUUCCAUCCCAUCCCACUGGUCUCAGGAUGUCAGCAAGAUGGUUCCCAAGCCACCCAUAACCUUCGACGUCAUGGAUCCGUACGCUGAAACUGCAGGGAAGCACUUCAAUGAGCUGCUGCGUCGCUUUGGCUCGCCGAUCAUCAUCCUGAACCUGGUGAAGCGUCGGGAGGGGCGGCCUCAUGAGUCCAUCCUAAACACGGAGUACUGCAGCCUCAUCAACCAGCUCAACAUCUUCCUGCCGCCGCACCACCGCAUCCAGUACGUCGCUGUGGACAUGGCGCGCAUCAACAAGCAGAAGGAUGAAAACGUAAUGAGCCGUCUGUCAGAAAUUGCAUACCGAGCUGUGAAGAAGACUGGAAUAUUUCAGAGCCACGCGCCGUACUACUGCCACCACCUCAACCCCAACCCCCAUUACUGCCACAUGGAGCGCACCAGCACCCAGGGCGAGCCAGAGUACGGCUCUCGCAGGAGUAUCAAUCUGGAUGAGAGGCGAUUGAGGCUUCAGACCGGCGUGGUGCGGGUCAACUGCGUGGACUGCCUUGACCGCACCAACACUGCUCAGUUCUCACUGGGGAAGUGUGCCCUUGCCUUUCAGCUGUAUGCCAUGGGUGUGCUGGAGAAGCCGUUCCUGGAGUUUGACAGUGACUGUGUGAGGAUGCUGGAGGAGAUGUACGAGGAUCAUGGGGACACGCUGGCCCUGCAGUAUGGUGGGUCACAGCUUGUCCACCGCAUCAAGACCUACCGCCGCACUGCCCCCUGGACCAGCCAGGGCAAUGACAUCAUGCAGACACUCUCAAGAUACUACAGCAACACUUUCUCAGACACAGAGAAACAGAAUGCAAUCAACCUGUUCCUGGGCGUGUAUGUUCCUCGCAACAACACCACCCCUAUCUGGGAGCUCUCCUCGGAUUAUAUUCUGCACCACUCCCUCACUAGAGGCAUCCGACCCUGCCACAGCCGCAGUACAAGUCAGUGGUGGGACGCUGAGGUGAUGGAGUCCUUGCCACUGGCUGUUGAGGAGACCAGGAAAACUGUGGCUCUGCUCAUGCCUGUCACUCCAUUUGAGCCCAAGGUUGACUUGUAUCUCGACCACCACCGGCCUUAUGAGUUCUGCAUCCUGUCUGAGCUGUUCAGUCACCUCAUGAGCCAUUCAGUCAGGGACUACAUGCCACACUUCACCACGGACGAGAGCCCCUUCAGUGUGAGGCGUCGGCCCGGCAAGAGGCAGGAGGAGUUGUCCCGCAGCCAAAGUGCCUCACCAGCUGUCAAAAACCCCGGCAUGACUGGCCAGGCCUCCACCUCCUCCACAGCCUCCAGUGGCACAAGCUCCACCGAGAGUGAGGCGAGUGAUGAGGAUGAGCUGUCGGUGGUGAGCAGCAUAAGUGAGGAUGAGGAGGACAGCAACCCUAGCCUGUCCCUCACCUCCUUUUUCCCUCCCAUGACAGAAACUUAUGGCAACUACCUGCAGGAGCCAUCAAGAGUGGACAGCAUCAUCUACAAGAGGUACGAGCAGAUUUAUCGUGCAACUGUCGCUCCUGAGGGCAAGGGAACUGCAGCCACAGCUCCUCUUGUGUUCAUCCAACGGUCCAGCUUCUGUUUAGAUUCCUCAGUGGAGACAGACCCGCCCACCGUGACACGCCGCUGCCGCAACAUUUACGAGGAGCACGUGGUGAUGGCCGUGAGGGGACCACAGCCACCAGACAACAGGGACCUUCUUAUGUACCGGGAAUUUGUUAGUUUUGCCUGAUGGUCUCAAGAUGACAUUCUGGUUGGUUGAAUGCUACAGGUGGUAUUUCUUCUCAGUUGUGUAAUUCAGAAACCAGUCCUUUGAGAAACACUUGACUGCUUGGAAGUCCAGUGCAUUGAGUAUUACAGGUGUUCUUCAGUUCACUUAAUAUUUAGCCUUUUUUACGGUAAGGCCUAUAACGCCUGUAGGCAUAUCUGAAGAGUAUGUAGGAAGCACUGUUCAGCUUCCGCUCAUUAGUGGCACAGGCAAUCUAAUCAAUAGUGGUACCCAUAUUAGGGCCCAUAUCACCACCCAAGCACAUCUUGGGUGUAACCACCUAGAACCUGGGUAUCAUGGUGACUUUAAACCACUCAACAAAUGGCAAAGUUCUUAAGACUGUACACGGUGGGAUUCAAACCUACGUGUGGACGUCUGCCUGAUCCCACGCUCACCACCUUAUCCUCUGCGCCACCGCCUCCUUAUUUGUGGUGUUAAAGAAGCUGGUGCCUUGAUUUUACAGAUUAUUUGAAAUUCUGUAAGAUUUUAUACAAGGUGCUCUCCUGUUAAA